Brassicogethes aeneus is the source of this 912-nucleotide messenger RNA. The record is from the annotation of a GenBank genome assembly. Lineage: Eukaryota; Metazoa; Arthropoda; Insecta; Coleoptera; Nitidulidae.
AUGAGUUUAAGAUCACAGCAAAUGCCCAGUGUUUCGUCUGUUCAAAAUGAGAGAGGUCCCAGAAAUGCAACAUUAAGAAAGCAAGUUAUGGAAACAUAUUAUAUUGAAGAAAAGCAACCAAUGUUCGCAUCAAAUGGAAACUUUUCUUCGGUAAUGCAGAAAACAACAUUAGAUUUAUCCUGUCAAAUGGCUUCUUCUUAUGUUUCAUCUAAAAUUAGUAAAGAUUCAGUUCAAAAUUUUGGAGGAAAUUCAUUAUUUUGUCAUCCGCCGCAGUCGAACUUGGCUUCUUAUCAUCCAUCUGUUGUUUGCGAAUAUGCUGCUAGGCUUUUAUUUAUGAACAUUCAAUGGGCAAAGACUGGACCUUCAUUUGUAACUUUGAAUAAAAGAGACCAGGUGAUUUUGUUGCAAGAAUCUUGGAAGGAAUUAUUUAUAAUUGGAGCCGCUCAAUUAUUAGUUAUGAUUAAUUUUGCUGAUCUUUUAGAAUACAACAAUGUUUUAAAAAAACAUGUUAGUCCUACUCAUUUUUUAAAUACUAUAGCGGAAUUUCAACUUAUUUUGGAAAAUAUUAGACAGCUCAAUUUAGAUACUUUUGAGUAUACUUGUUUGAGAGCCAUGGCUUUGUAUAAGUCAAAUCAAAAUAAGGCGGCAAAUAAUACAUUACAUGAUGUUCUUAAAGUAGAAGCCAUGCGAAAUGAAUGUCAAGUUACUUUAAAUAAAUAUAUAAAAAACACAUAUGCUGAUAACCAGUAUCGCUGUGAAAAAAUUAUUUUGCUUUUAACAACUUUUUCGAGAAUACCAUCUGAAACGAUAGAAGAAUUAUUCUUUAGAUCAUCUAUAGGAUUUACUUCUAUUAGUAGAAUUAUUGCUGAUUUAUAUAAAAAAAUUGAUUUGCAAACAACAUUUAACACCUAA